GAAAAGUGCUAGCCAUCUGUGAUUAUGCUACACGCGUGGUUAAAACUCAAUAGAAGAAUCGGUUCGGGUUUAUGAUCUCUGGUUAGGAUUAAGUAGUGUUCUUCAUCAUGUCCGUCCUGGAGGCUUGGUACAUGGACGAGUCCACGGAAGAUAAGAGACUGCCUCAUAAAUUACACCCCAAUCAUCCAGUGAGUCUACAGGAGCUCCAGGACGUCGGGGUUUGGUACUGGAAGAGCUGUAAUUCCAUCCAUCCAUCCCGCUUAUUCUACACAGGGUCACAGGGUAGCCUGGAACCGAUCCCAGGGGAAUCAGGGCACAAGUUAAAUGCUGAUAUCUAUGAACAUGACCCCGAGUUGCAGAAGAUCCGAGAAGAAAAAGGUUACUCCUACAUGGACAUCAUCGACGUUCACCCGGAUAAACUGCCUGACUACGAGGAUAAAUUAAAAACCUUCUAUGAGGAACAUCUGCACCUCGACGACGAGAUCCGUUACAUCCUGGACGGAAGAGCGUACUUCGACGUUCGAGACAAAAAUGACCGCUGGAUCCGAAUUGCAAUGAGAAAGGGAGACAUGAUCACACUGCCAGCUGGAAUUUAUCAUCGAUUCACGAUGGACGAGACUAACUACACUAAAGCCAUGAGGCUGUUCGUAGGCGAGCCGGUGUGGAAGGCCUACAACCGACCAGCUGAUCACUUUGAAAUUCGCAGAAAGUAUGUGGAUUCACUCAAGUGCUCCUGAGUAGGAUCGAGAUCGGGAGAUUAACGGUUAUCAGUUUCUAAAUAGAACUCAAUUGAUAUGGAGUAAUAGAAAUUAUUUAAUUAAUGUAGUGUGGAAAAAUAUGGUAGCCUACAAAACAUACAAAUAUAUUUUUGCAAUCUUGUCAAUCCUGAAGCUAUUUCAACACCACAAUAUUCAUGGUGCCUUGAUUUUUUAUGUUAUUUUUAUUAAGUAUUAAAUCUCAGCAUUGAGUUGCUGAGAUUUUGCUGAGAUAAUUCAAGCUAGAAUUAGCACGGUUACUAUCAGAAGCAGGAAAUAUUAUUAUACUGAGGUGUAGAUGAAACUACUGUACGCUUGCUUACUGCAUGUAGUGUUCCGAUCCAAUUAUUGUGAAAAAUUGCAGAGGUUUAUCUCUGUAUUGUAUUAUUCUGGCAUGGAGCACUGCACAGGUCUUUUGUUAACGACUCUGUGCUGUUUCACACACGGCAUAACUCACACUCACUCACUCUCUCACUCACACUCACUCUCUCACUCACACUCAUUCUCACUCUCACUCUCUCACACUCACUCUCACACUCACUCUCACACUCACUCUCACACUCACUCUCACACUCACUCUCACACUCACUCUCACACUCACUCUCACACUCACACUCACUCUCACACUCACUCUCACACUCACUCUCACACUCACACUCACACUCACACUCACUCUCACACUCACUCUCACUCUCACACUCACUCACAGUGCUAUGAUUCGCAGGUGAGUACUUCAAAAUCAGCUGGGGUUUAUUUAGAUUCGUAAAAGAAAAUGUACAGUACAUCGAGUGACACGCAGUGCACACAAUACACACUCAAAUUCAGGUUUAUAUAUUGUAUGUUAACAGACCAGUUGCAAGCUAAUAAAAUUUUUUCGUGGCAGUUUCUCAGAAGUACUACAGCGCAAAGAUCAUCUUCAUAUGAACUCAACAAAUACAGCGAACUUCGUACUGUCCAUGUCCCAUUCUUAAGUUGCCCAGAAACCUAACUGACUAGUCCGAACGUAUCAGCUAAUGUAAUGUAAUGUAAUGUAAUGUAAUAACAUAUCACAAUGAAAGUUAAGUAGGGAAAUGAACAUGUACGAAUUCCCCGGGAAAGGACGACUUGACGUGUCUAAGUCCUAAUCCUCUUCCGAAAACGUUUUAAUGUUGCUGGCGCAACAGAAAAGCAUCUGCCCGAUCAUACGGAGAGCACAAGUUUCAAAUCACAAUGAUGCCAUCAAGGGAGUAAAAUUGGCCUUACUCUCUGUGUGGGAGGGUUUGCAUUCUCUCUCUUGCUUGUCAAUCACAGUGACACUAACCAAUCACAGGCAUCGGUGAGCUCAUGUAUGUGGAAGAGGGAAGACAGCGCUUUCCUCUGAGUGUGUUACGCUGCCCUGUACUACAGCAUGAGCAGCAGUUUGAAAUGGUGGAGAUGGCUGGCUUCACGUGUCUCAGACGAAGCACGUGCUAGCCUUCAUCCUCCUUGGUUGGUAGAUGACAUAUAAUAAGGGAGAGCUGGUUGG
This is a messenger RNA of Ictalurus punctatus (channel catfish), 2259 nucleotides long. It is a transcript of the gene adi1, whose product is annotated as acireductone dioxygenase 1. The record is from RefSeq and is a predicted model, not a curated record. The coding region runs from base 108 to 737 and encodes 209 amino acids. Lineage: Eukaryota; Metazoa; Chordata; Actinopteri; Siluriformes; Ictaluridae. The transcript has 5 exons. Gene Ontology annotation, molecular function: acireductone dioxygenase [iron(II)-requiring] activity.